AUGUCCCAGCCACAGCCUGCGGACAGCCUCUAUGAGGAAAUCAUUGACAUCUCGGACAAAGCCGACUUAACCCUCGUCGUGGAAGAGCACGAACGUGUCAAGUCUGGAUUCGAAGAAAACAGCAUCGACGACACCGCCACCAAACCUCUGGCAAAAGUCGGUACCUUUCGUGUCCAAAGAGAAAAGGUAGCCAGGGCCAGUCCGGUCUUCCAGGCUAUGCUGCGAAAGUCGUGGGCUGAGGCUAGCAAAAGUACCGUGACGUUGAAGGGUGACAAUGUGAGAGCUAUGGAGAUAUGGCUGAGGUUUUUCCAUUCCACACUCGAGACCAUAGCCUUCGCGUGUAUCACCAUUGAAGUUAUCUGGCACUUGGUGAUGACCGCAGACAAGUACGAUAUCGAUUGUACCAAGCUGACGACAUGGUUCGCUUCGUGGUUUGAGUCCGAAAAGCCCCGUGGUAGAGACGAAUUGUACUUUAAAUUCGCGGCUCAGACUUUGUUCCCUUGUUUCGCUUUUGACUACGCGGAGGGAAUUCAGAUCAUGACCAGAACAUUGGCGUACAAUUGGCCGCACCAUAUCCAUGAGAUCAACCCGACAAAUGAAAUCAAAAUGCAUCUUCCCUCUAGGGUGAUUCAACAGUUGAAUGCUGCUAAAGGACGACUACGCACCAUCCUCCAUCGUGGAUUAUUCGAACACGUUUGUGAAAUUGUUGACUGGGCCAGUUGCGACUGUAAAGAGCGCACGGUGUUCAGGUUUUUGGCAGAACUUCGGCGGAUCAAGGCAUGGCCGUUGGAAGACGUCAUGGCUAAAACGAGCAUCAAAGCCAUACUGUUUCGCCUCGGCCAAUUCGAGAGCAGUAGGAUGAACGUGAGUGAUCCUAGCACCGGUGGGGUUUCGUGCAAAUGUGCGAUAAACUGGGACAAGGUUGUCCGUGAUGCUGUCCAGCGCGUGAGAAAUUACUUUGACGGCCUGUGUUUGGACUGCAUGAAGAGUAGCAAAGAGGUCAACUUCCGGCGGGACGACGACAACGACUACUGGAAUCAUGAUGAGCCGCGAGAUCGCUACGAUACGUUUUGCCGAAUUGAUCACGGUGAACCGACAUGGUACUUCAGCUUUAUGGGGCGCCGUGAGAAGAGAGGACUGAUUGCAGAUUCUUGAUGGACCAAAGGACACAGAGUGCCUAUUCGGCUCCGGGAAGUUUUAUGCCACCAUGUGUUUACGGGAUUUGCUAUGUUUUGUCAUUCUGAG
Messenger RNA from Aspergillus melleus, 1245 nucleotides. RefSeq lists its product as uncharacterized. NCBI's taxonomy places the organism in Eukaryota, Fungi, Ascomycota, Eurotiomycetes, Eurotiales, Aspergillaceae. The record is from RefSeq and is a predicted model, not a curated record. The coding region runs from base 1 to 1155 and encodes 384 amino acids. The transcript has 2 exons.